GUUUACAAUGGUGCGUUUACUGGCUGCCGUGGCGAUCGACUGCAGCAGCGUUUGUCGUCAUGACUGAACAUGUAGUUCUCGUUGUAAUACGCGAGCACAUCUGUCAACACUGAAGCGAGACAGCCUGAUCAUUCUCUUGCCUGACGCUGCUGCAGUGGUGCAGAGUGCAGUGGUCAUCCGUUCGUUGUCGACAGCGCCGCAAUGUCGGACACUUCGAGGGACCUGGCGAUCCCCGAGGCCAACCAGUGCAUGUACACCGCAUGCUACUGCGAGGAGAACGUGUGGAAACUGUGCGAGCUGACACGGGCUCGUCAGCCGGAGUUGUUGCCCCACUGUUUCGUCGCCUUCGUGUCCAACCGCCGCCAAGCCGUGCCCAUCUGGUGUCAGAAGAGCAGCUCGCGUGCCGACGGCAUGUCAGUGUGGGACUACCACGUCAUCUUUCUGUACAGUCCGCCACCAGGCCGCCAAGGACCCUCGCUUGUCUAUGACUUGGAUACGACGCUGAACUUCCCCGAGGAGUUCGACGCAUACGUGCGAGAGGCAUUCAGGCCGCACGCAGCCAUCAACCCCGAGUUCGUGCAAAUGUUCCGCGUCGUCAGCGCGGCCGAAUUUCUGGACAAGUUCGCUUCGGAUCGCUCUCGCAUGCGAAGUGCAGACGGCUCGUGGCUGAAGCCACCUCCACCGUAUCCCUGCAUCCAGACGAACUCUUGCGAUAACAAUAUCGAUGAUUUUAUUAGCGUCGAUGAAGCCGUCGGCAUAGGCAAGGUGUACACGUUAGCGCAGUUCGUGCAGCGGUUCUCAUAGACGCUUGCCGGUGGCGCAGAACAGCGAGCGUUGCAUUUGCGUGUGUCUGUAGGUCGAACGAAACCGCUUACUUCGAAUGCUUUGUGACCGAAGCACCCCCAAGACUUCAAGUUUUGCGCCGUCGGGAAUAAACAAACGCUUUUGAAUGUG
This is a messenger RNA of Rhipicephalus sanguineus (brown dog tick), 954 nucleotides long. RefSeq names its product protein N-terminal glutamine amidohydrolase (gene tun). NCBI's taxonomy places the organism in Eukaryota, Metazoa, Arthropoda, Arachnida, Ixodida, Ixodidae. Gene Ontology annotation, cellular component: nucleus; cytosol. Bases 202 to 804 code for a protein of 200 amino acids. Gene Ontology annotation, molecular function: protein-N-terminal glutamine amidohydrolase activity; protein-N-terminal asparagine amidohydrolase activity. The transcript has a single exon. The record is from RefSeq and is a predicted model, not a curated record.